CCUUUUAGUUUGGAGUUGGCUUUCUACAGCCAGCUAAAGAACAAGCAGUAUUUUGAUUUUCCUGAAAAAAGAGACAAGAACAGGAAUAUUUUUAAUCGUCAAUCUGGGUUUUUUUCUACAUAUUGCUAAUAUAUUUAUUAAGCCGAAGGAAAAUGAAGCUAAGUAUUGGCAUAUUCUUUGGUGGUCUCUUUGCUGCACUAGGGAUUUUAAUCUAUCUGGUAGCAUUUGGAAGUGACUAUUGGCUUCUUGCCAAGGAAAUCAAGAAAUGCUCAGAAAACCGAGGAAUUGGGGAUAAUGAAACCCACUCAGUUCUCUUGCACCAUGAAGGCUUCUUCUGGAGAUGUUGGUUUAAUCAUGCUGAAGAUGAAAACUCAAACACCAUGGAGACUUUCUGGAUCAUUAACCAAGCGCCAACUAAGAACUGCACCCACGCAUACCUCUCCCCAUUUCCACAGAACAGAGACAACAGUAACUCCACCUCCUAUCAUUCUGCACUUGUUUACCGUGGCUUCUGGAACAUAUUCAUGCUUCUUGGUGUAGUAACAGCUAUAACAGGGGGAUUCCUCAUUAUCUGUGCUGCUCCCUUCACAAACCACAGGCUUUAUAAAGCAGGAGGCGGGCUAUUUCUAACAUCAGGAAUCCUCUUUGGACUGGUGGUUGUAAUGCACGUCUUUUGGGUACAGAGCAUAUCUGAUAUCAAAGGCUACUUGGACACCAGACAGCAAGAUUGCUCCCAGUUCACUGUAUAUGUUCGCUAUGGCUGGUCAUUCAUGUUGGCUCCAAUUGGGAUAUUUUUCUCUUUAUUCGCAGGAAUGCUUUUCCUGCUAGUUGGACAUACUAUACACGUGCAUACGAACUAACACAAAAAAAUAGACAUUGCUUCCCAGUAAUUUCUUUUCUAUAUACUUCUGUAUACAUUUUAAUAUUUUAUAUCAACGUCAGACCAAAUCAUAGGCUUAAAAUGUGUUUAUUAUGUAUGAAAAUGUAUUAUAUAAGCAAAAAUAUAACUUUUUUUUUCUGCUCUCUUCAAUGUGCAAAACACACUACAUCCUUGGCAGAGAACGAGAAUGGGUUGUUAGUGUAAUUUUAUCUGCUCGUGUGCUGUUUGCUGGUAUCUGUCAGUUCUGUUCCUGCCAUAACAUUCUAGUAAAUGUGCACUCCAAGCUGAAAAUAGAUUACAGUUGUUCAUUCAGUAUCAGCGCCAGCACGGAUGAUUCACACGAAAAUUGCUUUUCUGUUGGAUUGUCUUUAGCACUGUUAUAUGUCUUAUAAGUUUCCUAUAAUGGCACAUUCUUUGAUACACUACCAUUACUACUUCGUUAAUAUUAUUUCUGACUUUGGUGUCCCAGUGUUAUCCUUUAACACUUUUAUUUAGAUCUCAUUCAUUUUGAUUUUAUUUAUUUUGACUGCAGUGUAUAAAAAAAUAAAUAUUACAAGAAUUAAAAAACGGCAUUCAUGUGGACAUUUCUUGAAAUAAAUGUUACACAUGUGAGUGAAAAUAUUAAUAAUGCCACCGUCAUAACAAUGUUUAAAAAUAGAAAAAUAGGGUGCAAGUUGGCCCCACUUUUUAAGCUCCGCUGCAGUUCUCAAAGUUCUGCCACCAUACUGCCAAAAAUGUGUGAAUUUUUGAAGAUGGAUCUCUCAUUUGCCUUAGGGCGAAUCCACAAAGUACAUGUGCACAUGGUAUGUAUGAGUGGUGCAAUAUGCGCUCUGCAUUUUGCCCAGAUUCAUUAUUUGUUAUAAGAUGCAAAUCACAGUGUUUUAUGAUACAAAGGGGCCAGUGGCAGAAUUACCAGGGAUCAGGGGGAUGAUAUUGCACCUGGGCCUGCCGAAGUCUUGAGUGCUUGCAAAUCUGGUUCAAAAAUUGAACCUGGAGGGGGUGGGGGACACCUACAUCCUGCACCUAUGCCCCGUCAGUGAUAGUUACAUUACUGAAAAGAGCUCUGCACUUGACAUCUGCGAUAGGCAGCUAGUAAGUACAGGGUUCAACAGCAUCUUGCUGUCCCUGGCUCUUCUAGCAGUGCUGCAUUUAUAGUGAGACACCGCUAUGUGUACUACUUUCUAAGACCACAAAUAGCUGUGCUUCAGGGCACCACAAGUGGUAAAAUGUGCAGACAAAUGGCAGUUUUUUGCACCCAGGUCUUUAUUACCGGAAAAUAAGUAAAAGUAAAAAUGUCUAUACCUUAAGUAAUUGUUUUUAAAAUGUAUUUUAAACAUUACUUCUUUUCAUGAUUAACAAUAUUAUUCAUAUCUUAACAGAGACUUAUUACGGAACUUGAUAUUAUGGUGAUAAAUUCAAUGCAUAAUCCCUGCUUUCUGAACAACCCUGUAUGGUGAACUGUAAAACAUGGAGGACAGAGGUCAGGAUUAUCGGGUUGGAAACACCUUCUGGUGUAAUUGUACAGGCAAAGUUCAGUAAAUGUUUUAUUUUUAUACUGAUGAAACUGUCCUGAUGAAAGCAUUGGGGUAUUCAUUUUUCAAUAGCAAUGGGUAGAAGCCUCGGUGAGAGACAAUACCCUGCUGCUUUUAUGCUGUCUGAAGUCCAAGCACUGAUGAUCAGUUCUAAGAAUUACAGCUGGCGAUUGCUUAAAAGGUAGAAUGGAAACCCUAAGGAGAACAGUACAGAAGACUGCUUUCUUAAAGAACCCCCACUGAAUUUUUUAUUCAAGUACAUUAGAGAUAUGGUUAUAUUUGAGAGAGGAGACUAUAAUCCAGAUUUUAUUUUUAAACUUUAGAUUUCAGUUUAUAAUUUAAGAUUUUGGGGUAUUUCCUUUAAAACUAAAUAUAUAUACAGUAUAUUUGAAAUAUGACUGGCUAUUUGGGCCUGGGGAACAGAAUACUAAUACAUUCUUGCAUGGUGAAGAUGAUAUUAUAUAAUGUAAAGCAAUAAAUCCAGCAGCACUCCGA
Molecule: messenger RNA, 2907 nt
Organism: Xenopus laevis (African clawed frog)
Lineage: Eukaryota; Metazoa; Chordata; Amphibia; Anura; Pipidae
Gene: tmem182.S
Product: transmembrane protein 182
Exons: 5
Coding region: 153-860 (235 amino acids)
Source: RefSeq, a predicted model, not a curated record